AUGGGAAGGAUAGCUAACGGUGAAGGAUGUAGUCAACCUACAACACUCACAAGUUGCACUAAAAUGGAGACAAACGAAACACAUAUCAACAAAGAUUCCACUAUGAGUGUUAUAAGUGUAGCUCAGACGAUGAGUACUUAUAAUAAAGAAUAUUAUCAACGAAGAAAGGAACAAACUAUGAUGGAAAAAAGAAGAGUAUACGCCUUUCAGGAGGAUCCAUAUGAUUUUGUUUACAAAAACAUCUUGGGUAGACAAAACUGGCAUACUCCCCUAUUCCCACACAAUUGCACAAACUCUUCAAAAGGCAAGAGCAGCUGGAAGAAUGCUUCAGAAUAUACUUCAAAAAAAGGCGGAAAUACUUUUGCAGUAGAUACCUAUAUAAAGAUUGAGACUACACGUUUGGUUUUUGUUGAAAAGAACCAAACCAAAAUUAGGGCCAAUUUAUACCAGGGCAUUGUUGAUUGCUUCAAUGUCGGUGACGCUCAACCAAGUAGGGUUGGACAAAGAGUUGUGUUACCUGCAAGUUUCAUUGGAGGUCCAUGUGACAUGCGACGAAGAUUUAUGGAUGCCAUGGCUUUAGUUCAAGAUGAUGGGAUGCCUGAUAUAUUUCUUACAAUGACGUGCAACCCAAAAUGGAAAGAAAUCGAUGAUGAGUUAUUGCCUGGACAGUCAGCUCAAGAUCGAUCGAACCUUAUGGUAAGAGUUUUUCAUGUUAUGUUAGAGGAUCUCAAGGUACAAUUAUUACAGAGACAUAUAAUCGGUGUGGUGGGGUCAUAUGUGUAUGUGAUAGAGUUUCAAAAGCAUGGAUUGCCACAUGCACAUUUCCUCUGA
This is a messenger RNA of Lactuca saligna, 831 nucleotides long. The record is from the annotation of a GenBank genome assembly. Lineage: Eukaryota; Viridiplantae; Streptophyta; Magnoliopsida; Asterales; Asteraceae.